AGUGUAUAUAAAGGCUCAAACCAAGGUAGAGUAACCAAUAAAUCUUUGCAGUCGACAAUAACUGAUAAAGACAGCAAUUCAAAAAUCUGCAACUAUACUGAAGAUGGCCUAUCACCAUGGAAGCACUAUCUUGUUGGCUGCAAUUCUUUUUGUAAGGAUGCUUGUCCUUCAUGCAGCUCCAGUAACUACUCAGCCGCCCCCAAGCAGCACUCACGAGGUACAUGUACCACAGCUUCUAAUGGAUAUAUAUGAGUGUUGGAGCAAUGGAGGAGAGCAAUGUCUCAACAUGUCUGCAAACCCUGACAUCAAUGUUGUGAGGAGCUUGAUUGGACAAUAUGAAGAGAAUCCCUUGCAAGUAGUACAGAGCUACGAUCAGAAUGCAGAACCGAUGCACAGUGUUUCAUUCUCGUUCAACUCCUCGGCUUUCUUGCACGAUGUUGUGUAUACGUCAUUUGUUCGCAUCCAUAGAAAAGCAAUAUCUCAAACACAACUUGACUUGCUCGACUGUGACCAAUCUAAUCUGAAGAUUCAGCUCUAUUCAUCUCAAUCUGGACUUGAUGACGACAAAGAAGAUAAAGACAUUGUCAUACUCGAAAAUAGUCUUGAUUUUUUCUCUUCCAAUCUGGUCAAUGACGAAUGGCUCAAUUUCAAAAAUGUCACAAGCUUGAUACAGGCUGCAAGAUCCAGAAAUAAUAUGAUGAAGCUACAUCUAGCAAUGGGGGGUGACUGUUCUGGAAUCUCACCGACUAAGUUUGGGAUAUCUCUCGAUCAUAAUCCAGAGCUCAGUGGAUACUGCAAGAGUGAAACAGGGAAUAACGUCUUUCCAGCACUAAUGAACGAGUAUAAAAGAAGGAAGAGGCAGGCAACACUAGAUGGUGGAAGCGGGGAUGCACCAAAAGAUGUGGAAACUCGAAAACCAUCUACUAUUCAUGAGAUCAAUGUAGCAAAGUGUCAGCUCCAUGACUUCAAUGUUUCAUUUGCUGAUAUUGGAUGGGAUAGAUACAUCGUUAGGCCUGCUUGGUACAAUGCAAGAUUGUGUGGUGGGAGAUGCGAUUGGCCACUUGAUCAAGAACACAACACUACCAGGCACUCGUACAUACAAAGCAUUGUGAACAUCAGGAAUCCUGAUCAAGUACCUCCGCCCUGCUGUGCCCCCAGACCCGGGACCCUCGGUAGACUGAACGUUGUUAUCAGAGAAGCAGACGAUAGCUUUGUCGCACGAUGGUGGGAUGACAUGAUUGCUAAAACAUGUGCGUGCUUGUAAAGAUUGUAAACCUCAAUAAAUAAUAGGUAAUAAUUAUGAUUAACGUUCUGUUUGGCAACAGGAACACUUAGUAUAAUACACUUUGUGCUCAUUUUUACCCAUUGCAUCACCCAACAAGGUGUAUAAGAUUUUAGUUACAGUCAUGUAACCUGUUCAUUUCCAACCUCACUCCCAACAACAUGUCUAUUUUUGAAUCAGUUUUUUAAUGUCGGUUUUAUUUAAAAAAAUAAUUAUCACUUCGUCAUAAUUUAAUUUCAUGUUGUAUCAUGGUACAUUAUGUGUUUGUUAAUGAUUCAAUAUACAAUAAUCACCAUACUUGCUGAAAAUAAAAUAUUUAUACGAAAAGGA
Halichondria panicea is the source of this 1612-nucleotide messenger RNA. Its product is annotated as bone morphogenetic protein 6-like. Gene Ontology annotation, cellular component: extracellular region. Bases 104 to 1264 code for a protein of 386 amino acids. Gene Ontology annotation, molecular function: cytokine activity; growth factor activity. The transcript has 3 exons. The record is from RefSeq and is a predicted model, not a curated record. NCBI's taxonomy places the organism in Eukaryota, Metazoa, Porifera, Demospongiae, Suberitida, Halichondriidae.